Messenger RNA from Neolamprologus brichardi, 1522 nucleotides. RefSeq lists its product as uncharacterized. Lineage: Eukaryota; Metazoa; Chordata; Actinopteri; Cichliformes; Cichlidae. The record is from RefSeq and is a predicted model, not a curated record.
UCAGCCAUGAUCCUGACGGGCCGCAGUUUGUGUCUUCCUUCUCGAGCCACCGUCCAGGAGCUCUUCUCGGUGGCUCAAGAUGCCAGCAUCAUCCCUGAUAUCUCCUUGGACCCUGUUCUCACCACCUUCCUGUCGCUGGACUCGUCAGCUGCGUUGCAGCAUCAGUACAACUUCUUACAGCGGAGCAUGAGCAUGGAGCAGCAGAGCACGUUCAACCUCAACCUGACAGCGAAGCUGGGGGGCAGCAGGGUAACCUGUGGAGGAGUGGGGGUUGUUGCUCUGGCUCUGUCCAUGCUUUUUGAUCAGGUUGCUCAACAGGUCCGAGCACAAGGAUCAACAGAGGGUCCCUCGUUAACUCAACCAUCCCGGCUUAAGAGGAUUUUUGGCAUCAGCAGCUCAUCGAGAAUCGGCUGGAUUAUCCACAGCUUCCUCACCCUUAUCCCAGGCAUCGCCAACAACCAGGAUCAGAUGGCUGAGACCACAGAGCUCUACGAUAACUGGCUGAAAUUUGAGCUUCUCGACCAUUAUGAGAGGAUGACCACAAGGAAGAGAAUGAGUUCAGCGUCCAUGCAGCAGUGGCUGACAGGAGCUGCAAUUCACCUGCACAUGAGAAUCCACCAGGCCCGUCUGCAGUCUGUGCCAUUAGGAUCAGUUGAAUCAAUGCGCAUUUCUUAUAAGACGGGGUUAGGUCACCUGGUUCGGGGCUAUACAGCCUACCUACGCGCAAACAUCCAGGAGACUCCAGCUCCUGGUCCACAAAAACCAAGAACCAGUGCUGCCAGAAGACCUAAACAUGCUAACACAUCUACUAUAACCAAUAUGACAUGCUCCAACAGCCUCCUUGUUAAUGGUAGCCAGGUUGGUCCAAGUAAUAAAUCUGCCACACCCAGUUCAACUGCAGGAAUUAACAGAGGCUGUAAAACUGAUGAAUCAGGUGGAGACUUUGGAUUUAAUGUCCUAAAUGGAAGCAAUGACACCACGAUGACAGGCGACACCCUCUACACUUCAUCCAGAUACAGCAGGACAAAGGAAGGCAGCAUGCUUGGACUGUUAGUCAUCGAGCCCUCGAGAAACGUGAGUCACAGUGUGCAGCAUCACCCCUGUGAGUCUCCAGCCAUACAAGAAGCUCUGGUGACUCGAAUAAUCAACGUGCAGGACCUGGAGAGCAACAGAAAUUUUUUCCUGUAUCCUGACGGAGUUUUUCAGAGCCUGCUAAGGCAGAGGGAUGACUUCGAACUGAGGACAAAUUAGACAAAAACAAAUAUCUGAUUAGUCAGCCACAAAAACUAACACAAUGUUGUUACAGCCAGAAAAGCACAAAAUUUUGUUUCCUAUUUUCUACCAGUGUAUUAAACUCGGUCAGUUACCACAUAUAUAAGACCCUUUCAAUACAAAUUUCACACUAACAGUAUGAAAUGUUUCACAUAAUUUAGGAAACAAAUGAAAGUGUUUUAUUCAAACUGUCAUCAAAUGUCAAAUGUCAUUUCAAAUUUGAACAGACCCUAAUAAAAAACCUCACAUU